AUGUACAGACCGGACCAAACCGAACCCUCACAGCUGCCGGAAUGGCGCCUGCCACCGCGUCGCCCUAUACCGUCGCAGAAUGCGCCGCCUCCACCGCCACCACAGCCGCCAACAGGCAGUGGAUAUACUCCAGGAGCUUUUGGUCCGAUGUCACCCACACCUGGGGUAUCGACAAUAUUGCCGUCGCCAGUGUCGCCGAUGGCGGCGCAGAGCUCAGAUCCGCGAACAUGGGGAGUGCAAUACAAUAAGCACCAGAUCUAUGCUCCUCCACCUCUUCCACCUCGGCCCUCUAGCACAAAUGAACAACCCUACAGCUAUGCGCAAUCACAGCAACACCAGCAACAACAAUACCCGCAGCCUCAGCCGCAGCCGCAGCCCCAAUCACCCGUUUUAACCACGAAUAUCCUACCUGGAGCGCCGACCCCAGGAUCCGAAGCCUUUGCAGAAGCUCAGCCAGGAUCGGCCACUAGUAUUCCGCCGCCGUAUGAUUUUCCACCUCGCCCAAGUCAGCCACAAAAUCAACAGUAUCAAGAUACCAAUGUUCCACCGCCACCCCCUAAGAUCCCCCGGGAUCAGGAUUCAGCUCCUAGUCAGGUUUAUCAACCUUCACAGCCGCCAGUACAUGCACAAGGUAUCAGCCCAGCAGCUACACACGGCUCGCAUGGAUUUCAACAGAAUGCUUCCUUGAACCCCAAUUCGACUGUCACUUUCUCCUCUGCGCUGGGUCCAGGAACACCUUCUGACUGGGAACAUCUUGGUCCCACAGAGGGCGAUUUUGAUGACGCACCAUGGUUUCCACCUAGAGAUCCUCCCCCUCCCACCCCCCCUCAGCCAAGUCAAAGCGUCCAGACACCCCCGGGCUUCUCUACGGGAAUAUCAAACUCCGCCACGUCCCCUGUUUCGGCCAACCCUGUGUCACAAGAGAAUUUCAGACAGGAGCACCUGGGAGCCAUCUAUCGGACUUCAACUCCCCAACGCACUGACUCUAUCUCGCCUAUCAGCCCCUCUACAACGUAUAGCGUUCCAACGCUACCACCUCCAAAUCGUGUAGAUAGUGCCGGUUCCAACGACUCUUGGUCGCGUCGCGCCGACAGUAUUGAGAAUGUCAUCGACGCUUGGGUCAAGCCUCUAGAGCCAGGACCGAAGCCAACUCAGCCUGAGCCUGACUCUGUGACUUUAGCAUCUCGCUCAGACUUUUCUUCUCACAGAAAUUCAAUCGAGACCACAACCCCCGUGUUAUCUCCUAGUCAGGAUACGAGGCCCAGAUCAACUACGGGCACUCCUACGGAAACUAAAGGCAGUGUAGCGGUUGCGCCUCAGAUGCGAAAUCCAGAUCCAUAUGAAGACCUUGAUCCGUGGUUCAAAUCAUCUCUAACACGCUACAUUGCCAUGUUACGCAAAGAAGCAGUCGCAGACUCGGAUGAAGAGCGCUACAAGAUCUUUACAGCAUUCAUGGCCAAGGAGACCAAACUACGAGAGAUUCUAUACAACAUUGAACAUGAGCCCGUGAUCGCAAAAGAGGAGCCCCGUCUAUCUACCGUAACUCAAGAUCCAAUUCCUCUAUCACCCAAAGAGCUCGAGGAACCGAAGGAACCUGAGAAGCCCAAGAUACCUAUUGAGUCUGGUUUGAUUCCCGUGGAAACAGAAGAAGAACGCGGACCAUCUCCAGCGACAAUUAGCACGGGUGUUCCAGAUAGCAAUGAUGGCGAAGAUGCAGGUAGUGAGUAUAGCGCAGGAGGACGCCCAAUUUUGGGCAAACAGGCUCGUCGUGGGUCGACACCGUGGCAGCCCAAUCUUACAAUGAGCCUUUCGGAAGAAAAGCCGCCUCUUGAGCCCCUCAUGACGAAUCCACCCAGGCCAAUCUACACUCCAUUCCAGUACACAGAGGGGCCACAGCGUGGCUCGGAUGAUCUUAAAUUCGAUCGCCCGGCACAUCAAGCUUAUUCGGAUUUACGACAAGCAUCAGCCAUAAGCGGACGAGUCAUGUCCAACUAUGGGCCUCUCACGUCUGGUUUACCCAGAAUUGCCCCUUUGAAUCCUUCUACCCCGGCUCUCAAUGAACACGAUGAGACUUUUGUCGGUCUUAUUCGCCAUAAGAGCAAUGCCUAUCAAUUAAGAGGCGGAAGGAGCGAAACGCCUCUUUCGUCCUUACCAGAAUCUCUUCGACAAGGCCCCCAGGCUCGCCUGGUCGAAGAGCUACGUGCAAUGGUUUGGACACCUCUAGACAAACAAACAGAGAGCUCAUGGCACAUCACAACUAGGGAAGAUCUUGAAAAGUAUUCAGAGGAUUUUUCAUACAUUCAAAAUACCAUUGAUGAAUGGGAGAGAGCGGAAGCAGUUCGACGGCACAGGCUUGAUGAGGAUCGUGCAGCCCGACAGGAGAAUUCCGAAAGUCAAAUCGAUGCCCUCUUUGAUGGAAAGGAAAUCGGCUAUGCUGAUAUCAAUACUCUUGAGGAGGAUUUCCGACAAACUGAAGCCCGUGCUCAGCUUGAUGAAGAACGAGAGGAAGUUGAAAAAUUUACAACUGAAGUUUUCAAUCCUCUGGACGAGCGUCUCAAGAACGAAAUAUCUGCCCUUCGAAAGUCUUAUGAUUCGGCACUCGGGCAGCUUGACCGAGACCAGAAGAGCAAGAAUAAUUCCUCUGAUCGUCGCAGCCCAUCCGUAACUAUGAAGAUGGUUAAUGAAAUCCACAACAGACUUGAGAUUCGAUUUCAAAAGCGACUCGAGCUCGCCUUGGACUCCGAAAGACGUCGGAAGAGAGCCGAACGUCGCCCACUAGUCUUCAUGGGAGAUAUGGCUAGUCUUCGUACUCUGGACGGGGACUUUGACCGCAUGGAAAAACGAAAUGUUCUGGAGGCCGCUAAAGAUACCGAUGAACGUGCUAAUCGACUUAUGGACUCAUUUGACGAUGCAAUUCUGCACGGUCUAGGCAUGAACCAAAGUCUUCUAGACGAGCUUUCAUCGAAACUCUCUCGGCUGGACUACGCGACCAUUCGUGCUUCCGGCUUGACGGAUUCUGAGCUUGAACAGAUCCUCAAGUCAGCGGCAAAAUUUGCGUCAUCGCUUCGUAUGGAUUCAGAGACAAUUCUUCGCUGCUCGGGAGUCGCAGAAAGAGCCCUCAACGAUGCUGAUUAUUCUAUCUCUGUUGCCGAAGCGAAAUAUGCAGAUUCAGAACCUGAUAUUUUCGAAAGACUCGAGAGUGAAAAGAAAAAAGAGGACUUAACGCUUCAAGCUGACCUGGACUCGAAAUUACAGAGUAUCCAGAAAGCCCCUCAAGAUCUUGAUAACAUUAUUGAAAGACUCACUGAGGGCUUGGGAAAGGCCCCCAAAUUCGCGGUUCCUGCAUCUCCAAUCACGGAUGAGAUGAGUCCCGUGAGUCAAUCCCCUGAUGUACAGGCUUUGAAGCCGCCACCUCUCGAACUUCGCCCGGCAACUGUAGUUCCGAGUCAGAGUCAGACUCCAGCCCCGUCAACCAAAACUUCGGAACUGGGAACAGAACAUCAGGAGAGAUUGCGCAGGGCACUAGAGGAGGCAAAGAAGCGCAACGCUGCCAGAGCCAAUGAAUAA
Molecule: messenger RNA, 3567 nt
Organism: Penicillium angulare
Lineage: Eukaryota; Fungi; Ascomycota; Eurotiomycetes; Eurotiales; Aspergillaceae
Exons: 2
Coding region: 1-3567 (1188 amino acids)
Source: RefSeq, a predicted model, not a curated record